Rotaria sp. Silwood1 is the source of this 1239-nucleotide messenger RNA. Lineage: Eukaryota; Metazoa; Rotifera; Eurotatoria; Philodinida; Philodinidae. The record is from the annotation of a GenBank genome assembly.
AUGAUUUCAUCACGAAUCAAUCAUGACAAAGACGAGCGAGUUAUUAUCGAAUUUGAUGAUACAACUCGUGCAUGGAAUGAUUUGAAACAUGGAAAUAUUAUUCAAAAAUCAUUUGUUCACGAACGAUUUACUAUUUCAUUAAUAGAAUGUACAAAAAUAUAUAUGACACAUAAUGGUUCAUUUGAAAAUAUGAAUCGAUCAAUAUCAUCAGAAACUAUUGAUAUACCAUCUCUUGUUACAACACUACCCGAAAUAAAUAUUAAUUGUCAUAUAUGUCGUAAAUAUCAAGGUCAACUUUAUCCAUGUCGUAUAUGUGGCAAAGUUUAUCAUCAACAAUGUAUCAAAGAUAUGGGAGAUACAAAAUCAUAUCAUUUAAUAAAAAAUGCUACCAAUAAUUUUGGAUGGAGUUGUCCAAUAUGUGAAGAUCUUCGAGUACUUUUAUCAACUGAAGAAUUAGCUGAAACUAAUGAAUGGAUAAAAUCAUUAGGUAGUCAAGUUACUUUUAAUCUCGAUAAUUAUAUAAAUACUCGUAUUAAAUCAAAAUUAUCUGUUGAUUAUCAUUUUGAGGAAUUAUAUGAUCAUAUAAAAAUGAUUUUAAAAAUCUUUCUACAUACAAUUACUGAUGUAACAUCUAAUCGAUUAUCUCAAGAAGAUUUACUUAUGCUUGAUGUUAGUAUGAAAAUUUUUCGUACAUCUCCAAAACUUCUUGUUAAUUCAUUAACAUCAUUGGAACUUUAUCGACUUAGUCAAUUUUUUAUUUCCUUAUCAUCUACAGAUAAUCAAUAUAUUACUGAUGAUAAAUUUCAUCAAGUUUUUAAUACUUAUCUUCUAGCAAUCAUGCCUGAAAUAGAUUCUAAUGAAAAACAUUCACAUCAAAUGUGCUUUUACUUUGAAGAUUUAGAAGCAUUAGCUUAUAGUUUAUUGGGUAAUAUGAUUAACUUUGAUCGAACAUGGACACAAUUUGUUCUUAAUGCUACUAUUCCAACAUUAUUAGGACGAUAUAACUAUCGAACACCAUUUGAUUUUAUUAAUCGAACUGUUUCUAUCAAACGAUUGACUAGUCCUACAACAGCUAAUCUUACAGAACACAAAGAUAAUCAAUCAUUAGCAACAUUGAUUAAUAAUAUUUUACAAAAGCUCAAACAAACUGUUGGAAAUGAGACCGAACCAUUAAAAGAUCAGCAUGAAAGAAAGAUUACGGGAAUGAAAAAGCGAGCAAGUCAGAAAAUAAAACACUGA